GCGGCGGCCGGGGCCGGGCGCGCGGCGAUGGUGGGGCGGCUGAGCUUGCAGGAGGUGCCGGACUUGCCGGACGCCAAGCGGCGGGGGGAGCGGCCGCUCGACAGCCCCGACUCCGGCCUGCCGCCCAGCCCCAGCCCGGCCCACUGGCUGCCGGCCUCCGCCGAGCGGGGGGGACUCGCCAACGGGCUGCUGCACGAGCCGGCCGGGGCGGCGGGGGGCACUCGGGUUCCGGCCACGAACUCUUCCUCUCCUAACCCUCUCCUCCCUGGCAGCACUUCCCGGCUGUGCCUCCUGUCCUUUGGUGAAGGAGUGGAGUUUGACCCUUUACCUCCCAAGGAUGUCAGGUACACCUCUUCGGUGAAAUACGACUCAGAGAAGCACUUCAUUAAUAACGUCUAUUUGCCGAUGGGGCUCGGGAUGACCUCUUGUAGCCAGACGGUCGUCUGUGUUCCCGACAGCACGUGGCGCAGCUACAAAGCCGAGCUGCACUUGGAACCCCGCCCCAAGCCGAGGCAUUUCACCAGCACCGCCAUCGUCUACCCCAAGCACACCAAAACUGUGUACACCACCACACUGGAUUACAAUUGCAAGAAGGUCGUGCGGCGGUUUUUGUCCAGCGUGGAGCUCGAGUCCGCGGAACGCUCCGGCAGCAAUUACAACCCGGAAGAUUGCUGAUUGCUCUCCCAAAGCCCACUCAUUCCAUUGUACCAUCCUGGAUGAAAAGUGGUGGCAGUUCCGGACUGCCCUGCCACCCAAAUGAAUUUCAUCUGUUGCUACCUCUGCCCUAGUGCCCACCUUCGGCUGGGAGGAUCUCGUCGGCCUGCACUUAAUUCUCGUUUAUAGGAAUGUAAUUCCCCUUCCCUCCCGAGAAACUUUUGUGAUGCCACAGCUCUUACCACCGUUCUUGCCUUGUACGUGGUGAAAAAUAAGGGAACGUUUCUUUUCACGGAGAAAAUUGAUUUUGCUUUCACAGAAACGGGAUUUGGGACAGCACCUCUCAGUUGAAAAACAAUAUAUUUGAAUUGACUUUCUGAACCGUGGAAGACUUGCUGGUUGCUCUGGCAUUAAAUAUUCUUUUUGAAAAACGAAACGAAACGAUCAGCCAUAAUUUAUUUUCACUUGUCAAAACCUCACUUACUUAUGUCAAAAUAUAAAAUUGGGGCAGGCUGGUCAGGGAACAGGUUACCAUUUUUGAUGGUCGUAGUUCUUUUAAACUUUUACAGAAAUAGCCUUUCCAGAGAUAGGCCCUAGUUUGCUCGUUCUUUUGUUUAGCUCGCCGAACAAAUGAAUUUUGAUUAGAUGGCCGCUUCAAUUGAUUUUGCAUUAACCUGGUACUUCUUGUGCUUUCUCCGUCUCCCCUGCCUAGUUAAUUAUACAGGAUUUUCCUCCUUUUAAUUUACUGGGAGAUUGCCUAACUGUUUGCUGUGGUUCAGUGUGCCAGAGGUUGCGUGUAACAAGUUUAAAAAAAAAUAAAACUAAGCAUUGUCUUGGGAA
Molecule: messenger RNA, 1494 nt
Organism: Sphaerodactylus townsendi
Lineage: Eukaryota; Metazoa; Chordata; Lepidosauria; Squamata; Sphaerodactylidae
Gene: RFLNB
Product: refilin B
Exons: 3
Coding region: 28-675 (215 amino acids)
Biological process (GO): negative regulation of bone mineralization involved in bone maturation; actin filament bundle organization; negative regulation of chondrocyte development
Cellular component (GO): actin filament bundle
Molecular function (GO): filamin binding
Source: RefSeq, a predicted model, not a curated record